Messenger RNA from Amblyraja radiata (thorny skate), 1175 nucleotides. RefSeq names its product selenoprotein S (gene selenos). Gene Ontology annotation, cellular component: Derlin-1-VIMP complex; Derlin-1 retrotranslocation complex; endoplasmic reticulum membrane. The transcript has 6 exons. Gene Ontology annotation, biological process: endoplasmic reticulum unfolded protein response; retrograde protein transport, ER to cytosol. The record is from RefSeq and is a predicted model, not a curated record. Lineage: Eukaryota; Metazoa; Chordata; Chondrichthyes; Rajiformes; Rajidae. The coding region runs from base 44 to 562 and encodes 172 amino acids.
UCCCGGAUGUCACGUGAUCAACGGUUCAGUCGGAAGUGAAACGAUGGAGGAGCGCGAGGGGCCGGCGGUGACAGCAGUGACACAGUUGCUCCACAUCCUUUCGGAAUAUGGCUGGUACAUCUUCUUCAGCUGCGUGGCUUGCUACUUUGUCCUUCAGAGAAUUGGUUCCAUAAUGCGAUUGAAGAGCCGCCAGCAGCCACAGGCCACGGAGGCUGAACUUGAACCAUCAUUAAUUGUGAGGCGGCAGGAAGCAAUGGAUGCUGCUCGCCAUCGCAUGCAGCAAGAACUGGAUUCCCAAGCAGCGAAAUACAAAGAGAAACAGAAAGAAAUUGAAAAAGAGAAAAGAAGGGAGAAAAUCCAAGCCUGGGAAAAUUUGCAAGAAGGAAAGAGCUCCCGGAAGAAACCAAUCACGGAUCCUGAGCCAGAAUCCAACACACCAAGAGCAACAAAACCCAAAUCUGACAAGAAGCCCUUGAGAGGAGGUUUUAAUCCCCUGACGGGUGACGGCAGUGGUUCGAGUUUGUGGAGACCAGGUCACAGAGGGCCUUCUUCUGGAGCGUGAGGUUAGAGCGCGGUCAGUGGCGUUACCAGAGCCACUGGCCAUCUUUGGACACUGUCUACCCUGCUCCCUAGCUUGUCAAUUUCAAUCAUUUUAUUUGUUACAGCUAGUUAUUUUCUGUUAGACCUAAAUUUUAUCAUUCACUUUUUAAUGUAAAGAGCAGUGUUUACUCAAGUGAAACGUUAUAUGAAUUGACAGCUAUGAAUGAUGUUAUCCCUGUAAAUGGCAUUGCCAGUGAGGAUCUCUGAAAAUGGGCGUGGGUAGUGGGGUCAUUAAAACAUCUUAUUAAAUCUUUGGUUUUGAUACCAACAUAAAUACAUUAAUUUUGUUUUAGCUGAUGAUUAAAACCAUUAACUAUGUUUGAGAUUCCAAAUGUUUAAUUAGUAGUUAUGUUAAGUAUAUUUUCUACACUGGUUAUGGAUACCUGAGAAAAAACUUGAUUUGUGUGCGUAUAUCUGCAUGUGUUUGUUUUUUAAUUGUCCUAUCUACCUGUGCAUGUCUUUAUGCUUAUGUAAAAAUGAAGUUUGUGCAGAUACAUGUAUUUUUGUAGACAAUCCAUUUUUUUGUAGAUAAGAGAGCUAUUUAUAGAUGUGUGAAUAUCAUUCCAUGAACACUU